Molecule: messenger RNA, 1914 nt
Organism: Lentinula edodes (shiitake mushroom)
Lineage: Eukaryota; Fungi; Basidiomycota; Agaricomycetes; Agaricales; Omphalotaceae
Product: P-loop containing nucleoside triphosphate hydrolase protein
Exons: 13
Coding region: 1-1914 (637 amino acids)
Molecular function (GO): ATP binding; ATP hydrolysis activity
Source: RefSeq, a predicted model, not a curated record
AUGGCUCCAUCCGCGUCGAAGCAAAAAAGACUUGCAGAGAAGGCUGCAAAAAAAGCCGCCGGUGUUGGGGAUGCAUCUACAUCUACGUCUACCCCCACAGGCAGCGUUAAUGGAUCUACAGGUGUCAACACACCGAUGACCAGUGUCAGUGCUGCGACGUCCUCAGAGGACCUCACCAAUAUGGCCAAAUUGAAGAUUGCAACUGAUAGAAGCGCUUCUGGCGUGCUCGUCUCCGAUGUGAAAGCUCGGGACAUCAAGAUCGAUCAGUAUACACUGAGUUUUCACGGAAGACUGCUGAUUGAAGGUGCUGAAAUCGCACUCAAUUACGGCCAACGGUAUGGAUUAUUAGGUGAAAACGGGUCUGGAAAGUCAACCUUCCUUCAAUCUAUUGCCGAACGUGACAUCGAGAUCCCUCAGCACAUUGAUAUUUACCUCGUUCGUGGAGAAGUCGAACCCUCGAAUGUUAACGCUGUCGAGUUCAUCGUAGCAUCCGCAAAAGCAAAAGUCGAAAAACUUGAAAAAUACAUCGAGGAGCUAUCAGUAUCUGAUGAUCCAGAUGCGGAACUUGCCUUAGAUGCGGCUUACGAAGAACUAGAGGAGCUUGAUCCUUCAACAUUCGAGACGAAAGCGGCGAGCAUUCUUCAUGGUUUGGGUUUCGGUCAAGAAAUGAUGAAGAAGGCUACAAAAGACAUGAGUGGUGGUUGGAGAAUGAGAGUGGCUCUUGCUCGAGCAUUGUUCGUCAAACCACAUCUUCUAUUGCUCGAUGAGCCCACAAAUCAUCUGGAUCUUGGAGCUGUAGUAUGGUUGGAGGCUUAUCUGUCAACGUACAACCACAUUCUAGUCAUCACAUCUCACUCUCAAGACUUCAUGGAUAGCGUUUGCACGAAUGUUAUGGAUCUCACAUUCAAGAAAAAACUUGUUUACUACACAGGAAACUAUACCACCUACGUUCGUACGAAGCAGGAAAAUGAAGUCAAUCAGAUAAAGGCAUACAAUAAACAACAAGAUGAGAUACAACAUAUCAAGAAAUUCAUUGCUUCCGCUGGUACUUACGCAAAUCUUGUGCGACAAGCCAAGUUGAAGCAGAAGAUCCUCGAUAAGAUGGAGGCGGCUGGUUUGGUGGAGAAGAUUGAAGCCCCAAAGCAACUCAGCUUCAAUUUUGAGGAUGUGCGCAAACUACCUCCGCCUAUCAUUGCCUUCGACGAGGUGGCAUUUUCAUACUCAGGGAAGAAGGCGGAUUACUUGUAUCAAAACCUGAGCUUCGGUAUUGACAUGGACUCCCGUAUAGCCAUUCUCGGUGCCAAUGGAGCUGGAAAAUCCACCUUGCUGCAUCUGAUCACUGGUGCUCUACAGCCUGUUGAAGGCACUGUCUCUAAGCACACUGCCUUAAAGCUCGCCAAGUACUCCCAGCACUCGGCAGACCAGUUACCGUAUGACAAGUCUCCCAUUGAAUAUUUCCAAUCUCUAUUCUCCGAAAAAUUCCCCGAGAAAGAUACUCAAGCAUGGCGAGCCCAGCUGGGUCGAUUCGGGCUUAGCGGAACUCACCAAGUCUCACCUAUUAAGCAGUUGAGUGAUGGUCUCCGGAAUCGUGUUGUAUUCGCUCAACUGGCCAUGGAACAUCCACACAUUUUGUUGUUGGAUGAACCUACCAACCAUUUGGAUAUGGAGUCGAUCGAUGCUCUUGCGAAAGCAAUCAACGAGUUUGAGGGUGGAGUUGUCAUUGUCUCACACGACUUCCGUCUUAUCUCUCAGGUUGCCCAGGAGCUCUGGGAAGUUUCAGACAAGAAAAUUCGGAAUUUGACCAAGGACGAUAUUUCAAUCGUGGAUUAUAAGAAGAAUCUGGUAAAAGCCAGUAACGCCGCUAUUGAGAAAGCCAAAUUGUUCAGCAAGACCGCACCCAAAGGAAAAACUUAA